GUCCCUAGCAUCGGCACCUCCUCGUCUUGCUCUCUCGUUCAAGAUGGCCUCCCCCCCUACGAAGCAGUCUCUUCUCCAUCUGUAUCACUCUAUGCUGCGUACCUCGCAGUCGUUCAGCUCAUACAACUUCCGCCACUACUUCGUGCGGAGGACCAAGUCCACAUUCCGGGAGAUUCAGAGUGAGACGGACCCGUCCAAGCUUGCCGCUUUCUAUGACGAGAGGGCAAAGGAGCUCGCGGUGCUGAAGCGCAGCGCGAUCGUGAACCAGCUAUAUGGUGGAUGGAAGCUUGUGGUGGAGAAGCAGAAGCCUGAGCAUGAGCGCAGUGAUAACUGAAGUAGGGUGUCAUUCGCACAUACCAGGAGCUAUCCUUGAACCACUUACAACCUCGCCUCCGGCCUCACAUUCUAUCAUGGUAUAAUGCUGUUACUAUGUAAUUGUAUCGGUUCGGUGCUUCUCAUAAGGGUUGGCACGCCGCAUAUUCUCUACUGACAAGGACGAAAUCA
Messenger RNA from Trametes versicolor FP-101664 SS1, 504 nucleotides. RefSeq lists its product as uncharacterized. Gene Ontology annotation, biological process: iron-sulfur cluster assembly. Gene Ontology annotation, cellular component: mitochondrion; L-cysteine desulfurase complex. The record is from RefSeq and is a predicted model, not a curated record. The transcript has 3 exons. NCBI's taxonomy places the organism in Eukaryota, Fungi, Basidiomycota, Agaricomycetes, Polyporales, Polyporaceae. The coding region runs from base 44 to 334 and encodes 96 amino acids.